Molecule: messenger RNA, 5334 nt
Organism: Drosophila sechellia
Lineage: Eukaryota; Metazoa; Arthropoda; Insecta; Diptera; Drosophilidae
Gene: pcm
Product: 5'-3' exoribonuclease pacman
Exons: 11
Coding region: 164-5023 (1619 amino acids)
Biological process (GO): nuclear-transcribed mRNA catabolic process; rRNA catabolic process
Cellular component (GO): nucleus
Molecular function (GO): 5'-3' RNA exonuclease activity; RNA binding
Source: RefSeq, a predicted model, not a curated record
GGCAAUUGCGAAACGUUGUGGCAACGCCUCCCCUACUUGCAACUUUUGUGUAAAUCAAUACAUGUUGAAACAGGUAAAGGCACAAAUUUUUCAGUUCAUCUAAAUUGCCACAGAUCGAGGCAGCACAGCACGGCAGCAGAACAGUCCCAUCCAGAACAGCGACAUGGGCGUUCCCAAGUUCUUUCGCUACAUCAGCGAGCGAUAUCCGUGCCUCAGCGAGUUGGCGCGGGAGCACAGCAUACCCGAGUUCGACAAUCUGUACUUGGACAUGAACGGCAUUGUCCACAAUUGCUCGCAUCCGGACGACAACAACAUUCACUUUCACCUGGAGGAGCAGCAGAUAUUCCAGGAAAUCUUCAACUACGUAGACAAGCUGUUUUACCUGAUCAAGCCGCAGCGCCUCUUCUUCCUUGCCGUCGACGGAGUGGCUCCCCGGGCCAAGAUGAACCAGCAGCGCAGCCGGCGAUUCCGGUCGGCGCGCGAGGCGGAGCAGCUGGAGACCAAGGCGGCCCAGCGAGGCGAGUGGCGGGAGCACGAGCGCUUCGACAGCAACUGCAUCACUCCGGGCACCGUAUUCAUGGGGCGUCUGCAGAAGGGGCUGCGCGCCUUUCUCAAAACGAAGAUUUCGACGGAUCCGCUGUGGCAGCGUUGCAGCGUUAUCCUGAGUGGCCAGGAGGUGCCCGGCGAGGGCGAGCACAAGAUCAUGGAUUACAUUCGGUACAUGAAGGCGCAGCCGGACUUUGAUCCCAACACACGGCACUGCAUUUACGGCCUGGACGCCGAUCUGAUCAUUCUGGGCCUCUGCACCCACGAGCUACACUUCGUGGUGCUGCGCGAGGAGGUCAAGUUCGGGCGCAAUGUGAAGCGCACCUCGGUGGAGGAGACGCGCUUCUUCCUGCUCCACCUGGGUCUGCUGCGCGAGUACCUCGAGCUGGAGUUCGACGCCCUGAGAACGGUCGAGCACAAAUUGGACGUUGCCCAGCUCAUCGACGACUGGGUGCUGAUGGGCUUUUUGGUCGGCAACGACUUCAUUCCCCACCUGCCGUGCCUGCACAUCUCAUCCAACGCACUGCCGCUGCUCUACCGCACCUACAUCCGAAUUUACCCGACCCUCGGCGGCAACAUCAACGAGAACGGCAAGCUCAACCUGCGCCGCUUGCAGAUUUUCAUGUCGGCCCUCACCGAGGUGGAGCUGGAGCACUUCAAGGAGCACGCUGACGAAAUCAAGUACAUGAACUCCAAAACAGAUACGUUCGACACGGACGUCGACGAGAUCACCGAGUCACAGAACCACGACUCCGACCUCGGAGCCCUCAUCAACAAGAGCAUGAUGCUCUACGAUGAUGACAGCGAGGAGGACUGUUCCGACGAGGCGGUUCUUCUGAAGGAGUUCGAGAACUACAAGCGAAACUUCUACCGCAACAAGUUCAAGCGGGAUCCGCAGAGCGACCUGCUCGAGGAACUGGGCCACCACUACGUCAAUGCGCUGCAGUGGGUGCUCGACUACUACUACCGUGGCGUGCAGUCCUGGGACUGGUACUAUCCCUUCCACUACUCUCCAUUCAUCAGCGACCUCAAGAACAUUGAGCAGGUGGAGAUCGCCUUCCACUUGGGCACGCCCUUUCUUCCAUUCCAGCAGCUUCUGGCGGUGCUGCCGGCGGCCAGUGCGAAGCUGCUCCCCGUCGCCUACCACGACCUCAUGCUGCUGCCGAGCAGCCCUCUGGCCGAUUUCUAUCCGCUGGAGUUCGAGAGCGACCUCAACGGCAAGAAACACGAUUGGGAGGCGGUUGUGCUGAUACCCUUCAUCGACGAGCGUCGGCUGCUGAACGCCAUGCUGCCAUGCGAGGCGCAGCUGUCGCUGGAGGAGCGCGAACGCAACCAACACGGCCCCAUGUAUGUGUACAAAUACAGUCCGGAGGCGCAGGGUACCAUGCCAGAGUGUCCUCCGUUGAAGGCCCUUCCCGUGCUCUACUGCUCGGAGGUGGCCAAGUGGUCGCACGAAAUCGCAGUCAAUCUGCCGUACAGCGUUUGCAUCGAGCUGCCAAAUGCGGCGAGGAAGGUCUUCUUCCCGGGAUUUCCCACCAUGCAGCAUCUGCCCUUCGACUUCGAGCUGCGCAACGACCGCGUCAAGGUGUUCGAACAGGUCAGUCGCAACCAGAACAUCGUGCUGAAGCCACGCAAGAGCCCGCUGGAGGACACCCUGGAGGCGGUGGCCUCCCAGUACCUGGGGAAGGUGAUACACAUCGGCUGGCCGCAUCUCGUCAAGGCGAUGGUGGUGCGCGUGGCCACGCGAGAUCAGCGCGUCGACAGCGAUGGAAUCGCGCCAAACGAUUCGCGGCGUUUCGACUCGGAGUGCAAGGCGCUUCAGGAACACUUUAUCACUCGUAUGGGAAUACAGUUUGCCAACUAUGAUGUGCUCGUCUAUGUGCGCACCUUUGCCGGCAACUCGACGGAGUUCCACGCCAAGGGGGACCUGGUAGUGCGCGACUCGUGGAGCAGAUCCGUCACCGGCCAUCCUGCCCAGGGCGUGGUGGCCAAUCUAAAUGUGUGGGAGAAAUCGAGCAAACAUAUCCUCAACGUGGAGCACUACUUCCCCGUUGGCAGUUCGAUCUUCUUGAUCACGGAUCCGUAUUACGGCAGCGAGGGAACUGUGCAGGACCCACGCCUGGCCUACACCAAUGGCCGCAUUCAGGUCAGCAUCAUGGUGCAACCGGAACCGAAAGUAAAGGCGGCACGUCAGCUGCAGGAAGAGCGGGACCGGGACUACCUGUCCACCUACCAGGUCUGCCACUUGCUCAAAAUCAGUGGCCGCGCCCUGGGACGCCUAACUGGUACCGUGUGGGUGGUGCUCGGUCCGCGGCGUCAGAAGAUGGAAAACGUGACCAAGCACAACAUUGGCCUGCAGCUCAAGUAUCCGCGGCAGAACGAGGAGCGUGCCGGGUAUUGCUGCCGCAUGAACAACCAGUGGUACUACUCCAGCCUGGCCCUGGAUCUGAUGCACGACUAUUGCCAGCGUUACCCAGACGUUAUCGCCUUCUUCGGUAUCUCCAACGACCGCGCCGAGUUCGUUUUCGAACAGGACGUGUUCCCCACUGCGGUUGGCCAUCGCCGCGUCGAGGAUCUGGCCAACUGGGUGCGACAGCAGCCGCACAUGAAAGUGGAGCGCGUCUCCUGCGGCUCCAAGACGGUCUGCCGCGAGACCGUCCAGCUUCUGAUAGCCGCCGUCGACGAGUUGCGCUCACUGCCCGUCAAGCACGUUAAGCUGCAGGUGAAGCCGCACUUGCUCAUCAAGCCCAAUGUCACACUGCCAGACGUCUACCGAAAGCGCGCGGUGCGUCUCUUCGAUCGCGUCGUAAUCGUACGCUCCAUUUACAUGGUGCCCGUGGGCACUAAGGGCACCGUGAUUGGCAUUAAUCCCGUUACGGACCCCAACCCGGUGCGCUUUGAGUGCGUCCAUGUUGUCGACAACUUCUACGAGGUGCUGUUCGACAAGCCCGUUCCGAACUGCAACGACAUCCACGGCAUCGCCGAAGACCGAGUCUACAAGGUGCCCGAAAUUGCCCUGGUGAUCAUCAAGACGGACGAGGAAGCAGAGAAGCAGAACGACAACGCACUGACUGUGAGGGAUACUGAGCCGAACCAGGCACAGGACGAGCCAGUCCGUGCGACCAGCAGUCGCUAUGUGACUGCCGCAGGGUCCACCUGGGUCCCGAUCACGAUGAAGACCCAAAUUCGCGACGAAUUCGUCAAGACGCGCGGCGACCCGAUAGCCCGUACGGAUUCAUACAAGUCAUCGCCGGAGCCAAAACCGGUGCCGCCGGAGCAGAUUACCAACUGGCGGGAACGCGUCAGUACGCCAACAACCAAACCGCAGUCUUCGCCAAAUAAUUGGCGCCAAAAUCGGUCAUCAUCACGUCAACAGGGCGGUAGUUUUAUGGUUGCUUCGCUCACCAAAGCUCCUGAUGCAGCUGCAAGCACAGCUUUCACUGCAUUCUCUGCAGCCACGUCCGCAACGGUGGCACCUCAGGAUCCGACCUUGGCGCUCAUGACGGUUUUGGGCGUGGGGGAGGAUAAGGCCGCGACGCCACCACAGAAGGCGGUGCAGCAGCAACGUCCGCCAAUACUUCUACAGCAAAAAGCUCCGUUUCCCGGACAAAUGCCCAAUCUACCCAAGCCACCGCUUUUCUGGCAGCAAGAGGCACAACAGCAUGAGGCGCAGCAGCAGAAGGCACAGAAGCAGGAGCAUAAGCCGCAGAUGCAGCAGCAGGCGCGGGCGCACGUGGACACCCAGCAUUUCUACAGAAGCGGCCAGACAGGAGCGGCGUUAAAUCAGCCGCCAUUGGGUGGUCCACCAAAAAGGCAGUGGCAUCAGUGGGUAAACGGGCGCACGCAGCACGCCAACGCAUUCCACGCUGGCGUCGACAAUGGAAAUCAUAUGCGCCCCAACAAGAAUAAAGCUGCGCAGAGCACCUUUAACAACAACGUGCGCAUGCAUCUCCAGCAGCCAUACUACCCGAAUCAGCAGCAGCCUCUCCAGCAGCGGCCGCUCCAGCAGCAGCCACUCCAGCAGCAGUCACUCCAGCAGCAGCCACUCCAGCUGACUGAGUUCAACAAUGCGCCACCGCGAUACUCAACGAUCAAAGAUUUUGUGCCCAUACAGGCGUACCGUCCCAAGAAAUUAAAUCGCGUCAAACCAGCCGGUCGUCAGGACGUCGAUGCCACCAAGAAUCUUUGUCCUUCGUCUGUGUUGCAGCAACCUACGAACGAGACCAUAGACACAAAGAACAGUUCUAGUCUUCCUGUACAAUCAGCAGGCGAACAGGCGACCAUACUGAUGCAAACGCUCAAAAUUCAGCAGCCGGCUACGUCGCAGUCCGAAUCUGAUGGGGUCUCAACAGGCGGUGCGAGCGCUCCCACAGCAUCGACAUCCCAGGCGGUCAAGAAAAGGAAGCCUCGAGUGCCUCGCAUCGGAGCCAAGUUCGACUUGGAAUACAUACUGCCCGACGCCCCGCGACCCCCUUAAGAGCGAACAAGCGCCUAUUUUUAGGUUCAAAUCCCACCCACCAGCUGAAGAAACGCAACGCUAUUUGGACCUUAUAUCACCUUAUUUCCAUCUCCUAGUCCCCGUGCGAGGCACUGGAAUUGCCGCACACGAUAGACCUUUUUUUAAGAGUUACGGAUUAAGUGAAUACUGAAAUGAGACUGACUCAUCUUUAUAUUUUUUUCAUUCGGCUUUUCGGCUGCAUUGUGUAAAUUAGCUUCUAAUUUAUAAGAUUUAUUAUUUUCUGAAUAAAGCUGUAAGUGCCACGCAGUCUGUGGCUAAUUUCAAAUGUA